This is a messenger RNA of Schistocerca americana (American grasshopper), 4636 nucleotides long. It is a transcript of the gene ClC-a, whose product is annotated as chloride channel protein 2. NCBI's taxonomy places the organism in Eukaryota, Metazoa, Arthropoda, Insecta, Orthoptera, Acrididae. The record is from RefSeq and is a predicted model, not a curated record. Gene Ontology annotation, molecular function: voltage-gated chloride channel activity. Gene Ontology annotation, cellular component: membrane. The transcript has 20 exons. Bases 169 to 3216 code for a protein of 1015 amino acids. Gene Ontology annotation, biological process: transmembrane transport; chloride transport.
CUGGCCACUGCGUUCGGACGCCGUGGCUGAUCGGAGUCGGCAGUGGAUGAGCGGUGGAGUUGCAAUUUAAGAUGUCUGCAGUGCCUCCCACGCGUGUAUAGAAGCUGACACUAGAAAAGGAAAAGUAAAGACAAGUUACAGUUCACAGAAGAAAGAAAGGAAACUGACAUGAUGUCGCAUUUACCGACUGUGCCGGAGGAGUACGGGGAAGAGGACGACAUUGACUCAGAAUGGGAAGACUUCGAUCGUCUCAUGAACGAGUACAAAAUGCGGAGGCACAAUUUGGAAGACUCUACGAUGAAGGACAUGAAGCAGCGUAAUAGGAAAAUGCACCAGCAGGCGUUCUACCCGUGUCCCGCACCCCAGCCUGCCGAAUUAAUGGAGGACUUCGAUUAUGUCCACACAGUGAUGUAUGGCCGGUAUACCAAAGACCUAGGAGAAUUUGCAAAAGAAGAAGCACGCCGGCUCAAAGCACUGGAAAAGAAGAGAAAGAAGGAAGAUAGGUUAAGGAAUCAAGAACUUCAAAAAUACCGCGGCAAAUGCACCAGCAAGGUCAUAGCUGGCAUAGUGUUCGUGUGGCGCCAUACCUUCGCCAAACUGGGUGAAGACUGGGUGUUCUUGGCACUUCUAGGUGUCAUUAUGGCAUUAUUAAGUUAUUUUAUGGACAGGGGCAUCAGCAUGUGCAAUAAAGCUCGGAUUUGGCUGUAUGCAGACCUGACGACUCAUCCCGCUGCCCGCUUCUUCGCAUGGAUCAGCUUGCCUGUCGUCCUCAUCCUCUUUUCAGCUGGCUUCGUACAUAUAGUAGCACCGCAAUCCAUAGGUUCUGGGAUUCCUGAAAUGAAAACUAUUUUACGGGGUGUUGCUCUGAAGGAAUACCUGACAUUCAGAACACUGAUUGCUAAAGUGAUAGGACUGACAGCCACUCUGGGAAGUGGUCUGCCAUUAGGGAAAGAGGGUCCUUUUGUACACAUAGCAAGUAUUACUGCUCAGCUGUUAUCGAAGCUGGUGACAUCAUUCCAGGGUAUUUAUGAAAAUGAAUCACGCAACUGUGAGAUGUUGGCAGCAGCUUGUGCUGUUGGUGUUGCUAGCUGUUUUGCUGCCCCCAUUGGUGGAGUGUUGUUCAGCAUAGAAGUAACAACAGUCUACUUUGCAGUUCGAAAUUAUUGGCGUGGUUUCUUUGCUGCAGUAUGUGGAGCUACUGUUUUCAGGCUUCUAGCUGUCUGGAUGCAAAAAGAAGAUACUGUAACAGCAGUGUUUGGAACAAACUUCACAAUGGAUUUUCCCUUUGAUCCACAAGAGCUUAUAAUUUUUGCAAUGAUUGGGGCACUAUGUGGUCUGGGCGGAGCAGCUUAUGUUUGGGUCCACAGACAGUAUGUUCUAUUUAUGAGAAGGAAUAAAAAAAUGACAGCGUUUCUUCAGAGAAACCGUUUCCUUUAUCCAGGUAUUGUUGCUUUAGUUGUAUCAUCAAUAUCAUUCCCACUGGGUCUUGGCCAAUACAUGGCAGGAGAUCUUAAUACUCAUGAUCAGGUUGCAGGCUUAUUCACCAAUUUUACUUGGACAAAAGAGUGGCUAUCAGUUGAAGAGCAAGAAGUUGUUAAUCACUGGAGAACGCCAUACACAAGUGUUUUUGUUAGCCUUGCUGGAUUCACAAUCUUUCAGUUCAUAUUCUCAAUAAUUGCCUCAACAAUACCAGUGCCAGCUGGCAGCUUCAUCCCAGUGUUCAAAAUUGGUGCUGCUCUAGGCCGCAUUGUUGGUGAACUAAUGCAUCUGUGGUUUCCAUAUGGAGUUCGUUAUGGAGGAUUAAUCACGCCUAUCAUACCAGGUGGUUAUGCCACUGUAGGAGCUGCAGCAUUUUCUGGUGCUGUUACUCACACAAUUUCUGUAUCAGUUAUAGUAUUUGAACUGACAGGACAAGUAACUCAUAUCAUUCCAAUCAUGAUUGCUGUUUUAAUCUCAAAUGCAAUAGCAUCAUUUCUGCAGCCAUCACUUUAUGACAGUAUUAUUCUCAUUAAAAAACUGCCAUAUCUUCCUGACCUUUUGCCAUCUAGUUCAGGAAUGUACAACAUAUAUGUAGAAGACUUCAUGGUUCGUGAUGUGAAGUUCAUAUGGCAUGGAAUGAGUUACAAGAGCCUGAAGAACACCUUGAAAGAGAACAGAAAUCUAAAAGGCUUUCCUCUGGUUGACAGCCCUGAGUCUAUGAUCCUGCUUGGGUCUAUUCAGCGACUUGAGUUGAUAAAGCUCAUUGAAAGACAUAUUGGUCGAGAAAGAAGACUUCAAGUGGCAGCCAAAUGGCAGAAAGAGGCACAAGAAAGAGCAAAGGAAGAAAUGGAAAGAAAAAUGAUAGAAGAAUUUCAGCAAAAGCAGAGGAGACCAUCUAGAUUUGAAGUCAUUCCUGCACCCGACAUCCUCAAACUUCGACAACAGUCAGCAGCUGAUCUACUUUCACCAAAUAAUAUUCAUGCAGGGGAUGGAAACCAUUUUUCUCCGGUUUCUGGGAGUCAGCCAAAGAAAUCUAUAUUGAAGAAGACAAACUCAUUUACACUAAGAAGCUUCAGCCCUCUCGUAAGCCCAAGUGUAACUCCAUACACAACUGUGACGGGUGCUGAGAGUAGAAUUCGAUUAGCCUUUGAAGCCAUUUUCAAAAAAUCAGCAACUCUUCAGGAUGUUAAUCCAGAACCUGAAGGUGUGGAAAUGGAAGCAACUGAUGCCACAGAUGAAGCAAAUCAUGUUAACACUGUUCCUACCAGCCCAAGAGCUUUGAAGAAGGUUCAGCUGCCUCGAGAAAGGGUUAUAGACAUGUCUCCUGAGGACCAGAAACACUGGGAAGAGGAAGAAAUGAGGAAAGCCACAAAUUUUGAAAAGUGUCACAUUGAUCCAGCUCCAUUUCAGCUGGUGGAAAGAACUUCCCUCCUCAAGGUCCACUCACUUUUCUCAAUGGUUGGAAUUAAUCAUGCCUAUGUCACUGCCACUGGAAGACUGAUAGGAGUAGUAGGACUGAAAGAGUUACGGAAAGCUAUUGAAGAUGCAAAUGCUGGUAACUUGCCUGUGCAGCAGCAGCCAGCAGCAAACAGAAGCCUUCUAGAAGUGCCAAAAUUUAGUGAAGGGCAACCACUAAAUGCUCCUACAGAGUCUGUGUCAAGCAACAAUACUGUGGGAAGUGAAAGUGACUAUGAAGACUCAAGAAAUGAGCAGAAUUCCAAUACCUCAGUACAUUAGUGGCUCUACACCUUCUCUUCAUUUAAGUACAACAGGAAACAUCCCAAAGCCAAAUGCACAUCAGAAAAACAUUAAAUGUGCAGCACUUGUGAUUCAAAUACUGAUGUGACCUCAUAAAGGGCAUUUUAGAUUACAUUGUAGCUGAAUAUAUUAUGGUUACAUAGAAGAUCAUUUCCUCAUAAUUUUAUUAUGUGAUAUUUACUAAUUUAUUGUGCAUUUUUCAUAUGACUAUUGUCUCUAUUAGAUCGAAAGUUAUUCUUUGUGUAGCAAAUAUGAUUGUGUGAAUGUUAUAACAUCUUGCACAGAUGUAGAGUAGAUAACCACGGCUCUAUGUGCAGGAUAAUAGUUGAAAUAAUUUAUACUGAGAGGCUGUGCACUGUCUUGGUGGAUCUUCAACAGAAAUUACUAGGACAGUUUACCAAAAACAAAAUACUUCUGAAAAUACCUGUUAGGUUUUGAAAAUCACCUUAUGCUAAGUCUUUUUAACUGUUGCAGGCAACAUAAUUGUUUCCUGUGUUAUGUGUGUAAGCUAUUUGUUCUACAUAAGUGUGUGUGUUUGUGUGUGUGUGUGUGUGUGUGUGUGUGUCUUUUUCUUUGUCUUUGUCUUUUUCUGUAGGCCUACAUGUGAGUGAGUGAUGGUGUUUAUGAACACAGAAACUAUUAAUUAGUUUUCAUAUUUAAGCAAUUGUACCAAUGGGAGAAAUCAGAAGAAGUUUUAGAUAUUUAUAAUAAAUUUAAGACAUAUUUUAUUUUUCAUGUGUCAUAAUCCUUCUUUUUUGAGAAUGUAAGCAAAUUUCAUUCUUUCUCCUAAUGUUGACAUGUUGUUUGGUUUCCUCCACUCUUCUGUCCCCUUUCAAUUUUUUUUCUGUUGUUUUGUCCAGUUUCUUGAAACGUAUCCUUACCGAAACUUUUGAAUAUUUGCUAUCAUUUUGUAUCACCUCCUUGAACUGUUGUAUUAUCUGGAAAGUUUAUGAUUUUUUGGGAGCUACGGGGUUUCUUAGGAAUGAAUGAUACUCACUAAAUCCUCAAGUUACAUUUUCUUCCUUCCUUUUUUAUCGCAGCUCUCCCUUGCUUCUUCAGCUGUUAUCUCCAAUGUACUUUUCUCUUUUAUUUACAAGCCACCAAGGCUAUAUGUAGUAAGGCUGUGGAAACAAUUGUCUUUCCUGUGUUGUUUGUGUCAAUUUAUGAUAAGCAGCUGUGUGGUAUGCUCUGCCAUGCAAGCAGCAUCCACUGUCACUAGUCUGAGUCUGAGCUAAUUAAUGACUUCUUGCAGUGUUGUACAUAUAUUGUCCAAGGAAAUAUCCUUGUAAUAAUAUUUAAUCAAGACUUAAAAAUAUUUUUAAUUGUAAUAUAUUCUGUCAGUAUUACACAGUUACUGUGAGUCAUAAAUUAUGUAGUGAAAUAAAAAUAAAUAUUGAUG